This is a messenger RNA of Cryptomeria japonica (Japanese cedar), 1601 nucleotides long. RefSeq names its product serine carboxypeptidase-like 45. Gene Ontology annotation, biological process: proteolysis. Gene Ontology annotation, cellular component: vacuole. Gene Ontology annotation, molecular function: serine-type carboxypeptidase activity. NCBI's taxonomy places the organism in Eukaryota, Viridiplantae, Streptophyta, Pinopsida, Cupressales, Cupressaceae. The record is from RefSeq and is a predicted model, not a curated record. The transcript has 10 exons. Bases 50 to 1501 code for a protein of 483 amino acids.
AGUAGCCAAUAACUGGUCAUUGCAAUCAGUUGAUGUAGGGAUUUUAUUCAUGGAUCCCAGACUUAAAAUGGGCACAAAUCUGUUAUUUUUUCAAUUGGGUAUUGUUCUGCUGAUUGUUUCAGGUUCCUUGGGAGCUCCUAGAUCUGAUCUUGUGAAGAAGUUGCCAGGCCAACCAAAGGAUGUAAGUUUCAACCAGUAUGCUGGAUAUGUCACCAUCAAUGCAGACAAAGCCUUGUUUUAUUAUUUUGUGGAAGCUGAUACUGAUAGACCCACAUCAAGGCCAUUAGCCUUAUGGCUAACAGGAGGGCCUGGAUGUUCAUCACUUGGGUUUGGGGCAUUGGAAGAGCAUGGUCCUUUCAGACCUAAGGGGGAUAUUUUGGUGAAGGAUUUGUAUUCUUGGAAUAAAGAAACAAAUGUAUUGUAUGUGGAGAGCCCAAUUGGAGUGGGAUUCUCAUAUUCAAUUAACACUAAGGACUAUCAGAAUUUUAAUGAUGCUCAAGCUGCCGAAGACAAUCUGGCAUUCAUUUUGAAUUGGUAUAAGAAAUUUCCAGAGUUCAAAGAUGUAGACUUUUACAUAACAGGAGAAAGCUAUGCAGGGCACUAUGUUCCUCAACUAACAGCUCUUGUUUUGGAUUACAACAAAAAUCAUAGGAAGCCUAUCAAUUUGAAAGGAAUAUCACUAGGGAAUCCCUUUGUGGAUAUUGAUAUCAGUAUAAACAAUGGAGAGUUUUUGUGGUCACAUGGCCAAAUUUCAGACAGAACAUACAAAUUUACUCGAAAGGUUUGCAACACCUCUAGACAGUGGUAUGAAAUAUAUGGCAAUGACACUUUAUCGGCUGAUUGUGCAAAAGUAUCAGCAAUGGUGGAUAUGGAAAUGGGAUCGGUAGAUCCUUAUGAUGCUAUUUCAGAUGAUUGUGUAUCAUACAGAAGAAUGCAGUCUAGCACGUUACAAAAUAAAGUUAGCAGGUUUUUUAAAAAAAUUCCACAAAAAGGUGUUGAUCCAUGCAUUGAUGCUGAAGUACAUACAUACCUCAAUAGGAAGGAUGUGCAGAAGGCACUUCAUGCAAACACAAGUGGCAGGUUACCUGGCCCUUGGGAUUCAUGCUAUGGGCCACUGGGUUAUGAUUCUAGAGAUAGAUUAAUCAACAUCAUACCAAUUCUCUCUAACCUUCUUAAGGCUGGUGUACGAGUUAUACUUUAUGGUGGUGAUCAAGAUUCUGUUGUACCCUUUAUGGCAACAAGAACCAUUGCUGAUAGAUUGGCUAAGGAACUACAUCUAAGCACAAUAAUCCCAUAUAGAACUUGGUAUGAUCAUAAGCAGAUAGCAGGAUGGACUCAGGCAUAUGGGCAUGUAAGGAAGAAUGGCAAGAACAAUACUAUUUUGACAUUUGCAACUGUGCGAGGUGCAGCUCAUGAAGUGCCAUAUACUAAUCCAUCUGAAGCAUUGACUCUUUAUAGAUCAUUCAUUAGAGGCCUGCCUCUACCUUUACCUACCAUGUAAAAUGACCUAACCUAUAAAAUAAAUGUCAUGAUUGCAUAUCAAUGGAGAGAUAUUUUUAAAAAUUCAAUUUAAAAAAAAAUAAAAAAAUUAGUUUUAACUA